Molecule: messenger RNA, 3481 nt
Organism: Acromyrmex echinatior (Panamanian leafcutter ant)
Lineage: Eukaryota; Metazoa; Arthropoda; Insecta; Hymenoptera; Formicidae
Gene: Glut4EF
Product: Glucose transporter 4 enhancer factor
Biological process (GO): regulation of transcription by RNA polymerase II
Cellular component (GO): nucleus
Molecular function (GO): DNA-binding transcription factor activity; RNA polymerase II cis-regulatory region sequence-specific DNA binding
Source: RefSeq, a predicted model, not a curated record
AUGUCGACGGGCAAGAGGCUGACGGCAAAGCGGUCCACGGGCACGAGUAAGACUCUGUACUCCGUACGCUUCGACAUCACCGGCGGCAGUCCGCCGAGUCCGAAGGAGUACACCGACCGCGAUCUCAUCGGACCGGGUUUCGGUUCCGUCACUGGCGCGCGAUUGGUACCCGGUCAGAAGGUUUAUCUGACGUUCAACGGUAGGGAGAUUCACGCGGAGGUCACGGAGCAUCGCCAGCAUCUCGACGAGGUGGACGUGGUCAUUGCCCCGAACGGGCAAGAGGGUACUAUGAGCCUAACCAAACGUAUAGACGAAAUCAGGUUGCUCGAAUCACGUAAGAGUGCACGACUUGCCGAUCAAGACACGGAUUUCGCCAGACUCGCCGAUAUGGCUGGCGAUCGCAAACGGGCGUCCUCCCACUCUAUCGACGUGCCACACGUGAUGGCAUCCAGGAAACGACGGCCAAGCUCGAACAAUGAUUCCGACCGGACAUACGGUUGGGGCGAGAGGGUGGUCUGCGGACGUGAGGGUUGUCGCACCAACGAACGCGGUGAUUGCAUGGAUGAAUGCGCUGCCGCCCUGGUCCUUAUGUCGCUCUCGUGCUCACCUCACAGUCCUCACAACCCCCCGCCACUUCACUGCCAAUACAAUUACGGUUCCUGGGGGAGUCGUGGAGGCGGAGGCAGCGGCAUGAUCGCCGGCUCACCGGGAGUCGGCGGUAUGUCAAAUAGCAGUAGCAGCAGCGGGGCUUCCUGGCGAAGCGGCACUCCCAGUCCACCCCUUAGCGAGGAGGGUGUACCGACGAGAAGUUCUCCGUGUCCGGCGACCUCACAUCCUUCGCACAAUCAGCCGCACUACCCCUACAACACGUCCGGCUCGUCGUCAAGCAGCACCCCGGGCUCGACUACGCUGGAUGAGGGAAUAGUGCCCGACUAUAUCGAGGAACAACACCCACGUAAAAAGAUUCGAGCGAAAGUCAACCAGGACCCGAUCGAGACCGAGCCAGGCGCUUGCGCGACUUUCGAAAGCGAACAGGCGAAUGCGGCAGUGGUCUUCAAGUGCAAUUGGCCGGGUUGCCUCGAAAUCAAGGCGACCGUCGCACUUAUUGAAGAACAUGUGCGCCAGUCACAUCUGCUUCUGGGCCCAAAGAAAUCCAAGGGAUGCGACAGCGAGGACGAUCACGAGGAGGAAUUCUAUUAUCAGGAAGUCGCUGUGGAUCACAUGAGUUCACCUCCCACGAUGUCUCACCGGGACAUGGCAAGACCACCGCACGAGGACCCAGAGUAUCAAAAGCAGCUUCGCCUUGAGGCGACUCCUGCCGCGAGUAACUUUAUCGAGAACGGAAUGGUCGGUGUCAGGGAACCGAGCAACACGUUUACGAUCUCGCAAUCGCCGGGUACACCCAAUAAACACAUCAAACUGUCACCGCGGCCAUUGCAGGCGUGUCAUCAACAGAACAUGACAGCGUCCACGGGCAAGCCGUCCUCUCCGCGGCGAACUCGCAGCGAUGUUAAGAAAUGUCGCAAGAUCUACGGUAUGGAUUCACGUGACCUCUGGUGCACUCAAUGCAGGUGGAAGAAGGCCUGCACCCGUUUCUGCAGCGAAUAGGCCAAGCGUCCGCCCCGUUCGUACGUCCGUGGGCGGAAACCCUUGUCAAGUCGACCCCAGAGUUUGCCAAUGCUACGUUGAACGUUAACACCAACUGCCAAAUGCCAAUCAUCGUCGAAGAUACGGCGUCGAGAAAAAAGCUCCCGCAUUCGGAGCACGAGAUGCGAAACCGCCAAUUAUAUCGCCGGUUAUAGCGAAAAGUGUUACCCUAUGAGUUAUUCCAGCAUAUACCGGGACUUCUCAUGAAAAAGCAAAAAUGCAAAGCUCGUAAAAGCAGCAUCUCUCCCUCUGCUCUCUGUUUUCCGUCGUCGAGACGGGCAUGCACGAGUUUCGGAGAGAAACAUCUCUCCAUAAUUACGGUUGGCGGGUAACUCUAUAGGAUUGAUAAUCAGAUAAAAAGGGUACAUGAUAUAACACUUUUCUAGUGCUCACAGAGGAAGUUACCAACGUAAGAUUUAUCUGAACGAUUUCCGCCCGUUCGUGUUUUGCACUUGGCAAACUCCGACCGGGUCCCUUAGCCGUAACGAGGGACUUUUCGAUUAAAAUAGAUAGCGAAUAAUUGGCGUGCGGAGCGAGGCGACUUCAAACUGUUGCAUUCUCUCGCUCCCAACUCGCCUAACAAAGAGAACCUUUUGGUUCGGUACGAAUGAGAUACGCACUCGCACUCGGAGCGAGCAUGCAUGUCCUUCGAAGUGCUGAUUCCCGAACCGUCUCUUAGGUCAUUGCAAUAGAUCUUCCUUCUUCCGCUGAGAGCGCAAAACGUUAACGCGCUCUCGGUAAUGAUGGAACUAAAGGCGUUAGAUAAAUCCUUAGGGACGCCGUUCGGCCGAUCCCUAGGGAACGAGCGAUCGAAUUUGACGGAUGAAGGGAAGACCGGCGGAAUCGAUGUUCGGUCUGACCGAUGUUCAAUGCUAAACGAACGCAGACAAGCAAGAUUGGUAAGUCUCGCGUGGAACAGAGCUGUUAAUUGUGAUAUUGUAUCUAAAUUUAUUGGAUCUGCCGUGAAUCGAGCAGGAAAGCGCAAAGGUGUGUAAAGAAAUGAGAGAAGGAAAGAUAAAAAAAAGAAGAAACAAAAUUUUAUACACCAAUUAUACUGCCAGAUAAAUAAUUCAAAAAAUUGUUGUUCAAGCCUCUCUCUCGCGCGUUAAAGAGGCACUAUAUGUUGCACGGCAUGCGUCGCCGUAUACCGGACUUAGCCUUGUUAGCCUUCUGACGACCUAAGACCGUAUUCGCCAACAAAGGAGCUGCACGCGCGUAUUGGGGUAGGGCUACGCAGUUGAAUCGAUCGAUCUAAUAUUUGAAGAUUUCGCUCCAGAUCACAUACAUGCACUCAUUAAACACACAGGUACACUUAUAUACAUACAUGUACUGCGUGUUGCAUCAACAUAUUGAUCAAACGUCGGUUAUUUUAUAAGUGUAAUGCCUGUUAGAGAAGGCAUUACAUUCAUAAAUGUAAUCAAUCGAAUUUUAUAAAUGUAAUAUUUACUAAAAACAUUUAUAAAAUAAUCUGAUAUACUGACCGAUAUAUGUUGACGCAACAGGCGGUACAUCGCGAGCGCGAAGAAUGGUGACAUCACAUUUGUAUAGUCUAAUCUACGUCAUUUCUUAUACUCCUUUCUCGCUUCGGGUCAUUCGCGGGACGAUUUAUCCACUCGAAUCGUUUAUUUCGAAAUACAACGUUUGAUCUCGAUAAUUUUUCUAAUGUAGCGAUAACGAAUGGACACUUGCAAAUUUUAUAUGUUGACAAAUUUGAAACAAACUUUGCAAGUAAGCGCUAUGUCCUAAGAGGAUUCAACAUUAAUGACUCCUGAUUUCUCAUCGUAGUCGAUUGAGUUACAUUAGAAAUCAAAUUCGGAUUUUAUUUGAAAAUAUA